ACAUCUAUGAUUUUGUGUCAUCAGAUUAGACUUGGUGUGGGCGUGGCGUGCCUGGUGGGUGUGUUGAUGGUGUUUUGGGGGUGCGCCCUAGGAGGCUACUUCCCUCAUUCCCCCCACACCACCUUCCUCCAUGUCUGGUUCAUUUUCGUCUUCGUCUUCGCCUUCUGCAUCGUUCUUGUUAUUGUGGCCACCGCCUGGGGUGUUCAGGGCACCGCUCGUCUCCCCACUUCAGCCUCAAGGCGGCUGACCAUGGUGUACCCUGAGGAGGGCAAGAGGACCCCCGGCAGGAGGGGCGAGGGGUCUUACUACGAGCGGCAGGAGCAGCUGCGACGGGAACAAGCCUCCAGACCCCUCGUAGUGAGGGUCAACUCUGUUGCGAUACUUCUGCUGGGGCUGGCUGGCCUCUCCUUCCUCAUCUGGUACAUCACUACAGCUCUGAUUCAAUAUUGAGGCUCUAAUAAUAAUAAAGAUUGCCCCUCGUGUGUAACGAGGAUGGCCGGCCCUAGGGCCAACUAGGCGUGAAUUUGUUUAAGGUGUAG
This is a messenger RNA of Homarus americanus (American lobster), 539 nucleotides long. RefSeq lists its product as uncharacterized. Bases 7 to 450 code for a protein of 147 amino acids. The transcript is spliced from 2 exons. The record is from RefSeq and is a predicted model, not a curated record. Lineage: Eukaryota; Metazoa; Arthropoda; Malacostraca; Decapoda; Nephropidae.